Molecule: messenger RNA, 4832 nt
Organism: Camelus dromedarius (Arabian camel)
Lineage: Eukaryota; Metazoa; Chordata; Mammalia; Artiodactyla; Camelidae
Gene: GOLGA1
Product: golgin A1
Exons: 23
Coding region: 365-2668 (767 amino acids)
Cellular component (GO): Golgi apparatus
Source: RefSeq, a predicted model, not a curated record
GGCCUGGGAAUCUGGAGCCUAGGGUUCCGGAAUUCCCUUCUGCGUGAACUUGGACAAGUCACUCUUCCUUUCUGGAUCUCAGUUUCCCUGCUGUCAAAUGGGAGAGUCGUUGGGUCCCUCCCUUCUUUGACAGUCCGGAAGGAGCCUGAGACAGAAAGCUUUGACCUCCAAGCUGUUUUAAAUCUAGUAGAUAAGCCAGAAACUCUGUUGCCACAAGCCUUUGGCCUACAUUUCAGUGGGAAUGCUGCUAGCUUGGAUAUCUGGAACUUUUUAGACACCUGUCUCAGAAUUCCUGGUUGCUGGCCUAAGGACUACUGUAGUGGCCCAAGAGCUGGUCAUUGGUGCAGGAUACCCACACAGCAAAAUGUUUGCAAAACUAAAGAAGAAAAUUGCAGAAGAGACUGCCGUUGCCCAGAGGCCAGGAGGUGCGACUAGGAUCCCACGAUCAGUGAGCAAGGAAUCGGUUGCCUCUAUGGGAGCUGACUCAGGAGAUGACUUUGCUUCUGAUGGAAGCAGCUCCAGAGAAGAUCUUUCAUCCCAGCUUUUGAGAAGGAAUGAACAGAUACGAAAAUUAGAAGCCAGACUUUCUGACUAUGCUGAACAGGUCCGAAACUUGCAGAAGAUAAAAGAGAAGCUUGAAAUUGCAUUAGAAAAACACCAGGAUUCUUCCAUGCGGAAAUUUCAAGAGCAGAAUGAGACGUUCCAAGCCAACAGAGCCAAAAUGGCAGAAGGACUGGCUUUGGCAUUAGCCAGAAAGGACCAGGAAUGGUCAGAAAAAGUGGAUCAGCUUGAAAAGGAGAAAAAGUUUCUGACAGCUCAGUUACAGGAAAUGAAGAACCAGAGUUUGAAUCUUUUCCAAAGGAGAGAUGAAAUGGAUGAAUUAGAAGGUUUCCAGCAGCAGGAGCUAAGUAAAGUAAAGCACAUGCUUUUAAAAAAAGAAGAAAGUUUGGGGAAAAUGGAGCAAGAGUUGGAGGCACGAACAAGAGAACUAAGUCGCACCCAGGAGGAGUUGAUGACCUCCAAUCAGAUGUCAUCAGACUUAAGCCAGAAGCUAGAAGAAUUGCAGAGAUACUACUCAGCGCUGGAAGAGCAGAGAGAUCAUGUGACAGCUUCAAAAACAGGUGCAGAAAAUAAGGUCACAGCCCUGGAGCAAAAGGAACAAGAGCUCCAAGCACUCAUUCAGCAGCUUUCCAUUGACCUGCAAAAGGUCACUGCUGAAACUCAAGAGAAAGAAAAGCGUAUCACACAUUUGCAGGAGAAGGUUGCAUCCUUGGAAAAGAGACUGGAACAGAAUUUAUCAGGGGAAGAACAUGUGCAGGAACUUCUGAAAGAGAAAACACUUGCUGAGCAGAAUUUGGUGGAUACCAGACAGCAGCUCUUGGCAGCCAGAAGCAGCCAGGCGAAAGCCAUUGACAACCUGGAGACUCGGGUCAAAGAACUAGAGCAGAGCCUGCAGGCAUCUGAGGAGAAGCUAAAACAGAGCAGUGAUGUUGUGGCAGCUCAGGAAGCUCAGAUUCGGGAGCUUGCCACCGCAGACCAAGAGAGGAGCCGUGCCCAGCAGCAGGUCCUCGCGCUGGAGCAGCAGUGCACAGAGCGUGUCCAGGCGCUCGAGGCCCAGCUCACUGCCCUGGAGAGAGUGCGGACGGCCACCCAGACAGCCGCGGAGUGGGAGGUGAGAGAGCUGAAGCAAGAAAAUGCAGCCCUUAAAGAAAGUAAGAAUGAAUCUGAACAUUCUUUACAGCGUCACCAACUUGAACUAAAGAAGCUGAAGGAAGAAUGGAGCCAAAGAGAAAUUGUGAGUGUGGCAAUGGCUCAAGCCCUGGAGGAGGUGCGGAAGCAGAGGGAGGAGUUCCAGCAACAGGCUGCUAACCUGACAGCCAUAAUAGAUGAGAAGGAGCAGAGUCUGCAAGAAAAAACUGAAGUGAUUCUCCAGAAAGAGCAGGAGAUUCUCCAGCUGAAGGAAGGUCACGACUGUGCCCUGCUGCAGGCGCGCCAGCUGCGGACUGAGCUGGAGGCCCUGCAGGGCCUGCGGGCCGCGGAGUCUGAGGCUGCCACCACGCGGGAGGACCUGCAGAGGCUGCCGGGCCAGGAGCAGGGCAUGGUGCUCUCCAGCAGCGAGCCUCACGUGGCCCCAAGGGCCAGGCAGGACCCUGUGUACCAGCUUCCAGCUGCAGAGGGAAUGCCCAACGGUGAGAUGGGGGCCAUGGAUCCGAGACAGCUACAGAAGGAAAAACAGGACUUGGAGCAACAACUUCUAGAGAAAAAUAAGACCAUAAAGCAGAUGCAGCAGAGGAUGCUGGAACUCAGAAAGACUCUGCAGAAGGAGCUGAAAAUCAAACCCGAGAAUGAGCUUUUUGAAGUCCGGGAGAAGCCCGGGCCUGAGAUGUCAAACCUGGCCCCUUCUGUCACGAAUAAUGCUGACCUGGCUGAUGCCCGCGAGAUCAACUUUGAGUACCUCAAACACGUGGUUUUGAAAUUCAUGUCCUGUCGUGAAUCUGAGGCUUUUCACCUUAUAAAAGCUGUGUCAGUGUUGCUGAACUUUUCGCAAGAGGAAGAGAAUAUGCUCAAAGAAACCCUGGAGUAUAAGAUGUCAUGGUUUGGGUCCAAGCCAGCUCCCAAGGGCAGCAUCCGGCCAUCCAUCUCCAACCCUCGGAUACCGUGGUCCUAGAUGGAACUACCCAAGGAUGGACCUCCAAGGGCUGACACUUCUUCUGUGGAAAGAACACUGACACACCAGUCUGGGUGGGUUUUUAAUCACUGUAACUGCAGUAUUUUGUACAAGCGUCUAAACAUUGUUUACAAGACUUACAGCCCACUUCCCUGCAGACUGCUAUGAACCUCAGGAGGUAGCUGAUCCUGCUAUUCUGGUCACCAAUCGGGAAGGUCCUGGCACUACCCACAUUUCCACAGUGCUGCUAAAAUCCCCGCUCUGGCCAGCACCCAUCUGCACCUGAAUCCUCUUUCCAUGUUAGCACUUAAAGCUGAAGCCGUCGGCAUGUCAGAGAGGAGCCUACUGACCCAUCUGGUAGUGAGGAUGCUGGAUGUUGACAGCCCUUUGAAAUGGUGCCCAGCAGGCGAAGACCUCCUGCUUCUGUCACGACGAGCCCACUCAGUGGGGCUGGCUUUUACAAACUGUCCUUCCCUGUAAGUAUGUUUGGAUUCAGAUGAGUUAGAAGAGGCUUUUAACCCUUCCUCCCAAGGAGACAUUAUUUCACCUUGUUUCUUAAACCACCUAGAACUUUAGAUGUACUCUAGGGCCAGUGUGGAGUAAUGGAUAUGCAUCUUUCUGACAGCAUCUCAUUUUACUGACGAAAACUAGCAAAUAUAUAAAAAGAUCCUUAGUACCAAAUACACUCAAUUGCCUUUUUAAUGAAUGUACUUGUCUUGGAUAGGUUGCUGGUAAACCAUUUUAAACUAUUUUUUAUAGCUAAAGUUCCUUGCUAUUAUAAACAUGUCUUCUGUAUUAUAAAAUCCAUUCAACUGGUGUUCUUAAAGAAAAAUCAGAGCAUCAGGAGGAAAUUAUUUCUAAGAUUUGGAUCUCUGUCCCUUUGUAAUGUCGCUAGAAUUCUGCGGCAUCUGCUUCUCUCUGAAGCAGUGGUGGUGGUUCAUUUGCUUAGCUCUUCAUUCUAACCCUGAGCAAAUGCUAAUCACAUGUUUUCUACUGCUAAGGACAGUCUGCUGUAUUCAAAGGAAGCAGCAGCUGUCUCUCUCCCCAGCCUUGACCAAAACAUUAGAGGUGGUCUGCCUUGUAUGUGGAGCCACCAUCUCUCCCCUCCCCACAAGUAUUUAAGAUGACACUACAUUCGUGUACGGUGUCCAGCCAGCCCCCAGCUGGCUGCAGUACUUGACAGCAUGCAGAUGGCUCUGGAAGUGACUGAUAAAAACUUGUAUUCAUGAUCAUUAAAGAAAAGGGGACAUGCUUGUCCUGGUUAACCUACAGUAUCGGAUCUAAAGGGAAAUCGUGUAUCGAUUUAUAGUUUGAUGAAAGUUUUACUGGUUAAAUAAAAAACUGAAGUUAAGUAACUGGAGCUCCUAAAUUUAUUAUCAGUUAUCCUAUGUAGUUAUAUUUCCCAGUUAUAUUUAGGGUUAAAAUAUGUAAAAUACAUCUCACAGAAGAACAAGGAUUUGCGGUUAACCUACAACAGGUUCACAGACCUAGAUGUACCAGGCAAGGGCAGCGUCACCCUCACCCCCACACGGGCUCUCUGCCGUCCGCAUGACCCGGUCUCUGUCACCUGCCUCCUUCUGUGGCUCCUCCCUGCAGGUGUCUGACCUGUGUUUAGGAUGCUGGUUUUCCCUUUACCUGGUGGGGACACAAAACGGGGGUCCCUUCUGUUCUGUCAUUUUGAUGAGUAAGACUUAGCUCUUCCAGUUGUUUCAGGAAAGUAUCCCUAAGAUUGGGUAGUUCAGGGGUUGCAGAGACGACUACAACACAGCUGUGGGAGCCCCAUCCAACUCCUCUGUGGCCUCUCCAGCCCGUGAGCUGGUCUCACCCCUCAUCCGUGUCCCCCGGCAGUUUUAGGAAUAGUCGUGGGGCCCGUCACUAAGUAUGUACUUGCACUGGGCGGACUCAUCCUGAUGAGGCUUUCCUCCUGCAUGUUGAAUUUCCUUCAGCUUUACGGGAAAAAGUGGAGUAAAUAUUCCAAGUGAUUUAAUGCACUUUUACUUGUAUAAAAUACUCUGUGAUAAAAGACAGUAUAUAUACCCUUUAUAUGAGCAUUGGAUCUUGAUCUUGCCCUCCUUGUUGUAAAUAGGGAUUGUGUUAUCUAAAACUGCUGUAGAAAAUUCACUUGUGGUGCAAUACUUUUUUGAUUAAAGCUCUUCAAUCCAGA